Molecule: messenger RNA, 6196 nt
Organism: Scatophagus argus
Lineage: Eukaryota; Metazoa; Chordata; Actinopteri; Scatophagidae
Gene: lsm14aa
Product: LSM14A mRNA processing body assembly factor a
Exons: 10
Coding region: 195-1748 (517 amino acids)
Biological process (GO): P-body assembly; cytoplasmic stress granule assembly
Cellular component (GO): P-body
Molecular function (GO): mRNA binding
Source: RefSeq, a predicted model, not a curated record
UUUCCCGUUAGCCCCCGCGCUCGGAGAGAGUCGAUGGAGGUUGAGGUAGCCAUGUUGUAGCGGCGAGAAGAGCGAGUUGGCAGAAAAGCGCAAACCGUAGAAAUUUCGUGUAGAAUCAGUGCAGGUUAACCACACGGUUCGAAAGAGCCGUCAGCUCUGUUCCCUGUUCACACUGCCGACUUCACGAAGACACCAUGAGCGGCGGGACGCCAUACCUCGGCAGCAAAAUCAGCCUCAUUUCGAAGGCCGAGAUUCGCUACGAAGGAAUCCUCUACACUAUUGACACCGAGAACUCGACUGUCGCACUUGCUAAAGUACGUUCUUUUGGCACGGAGGACCGGCCAACCGACAGGCCCAUCCCACCACGAGAUGACACCUUCGAGUACAUCAUCUUCAGAGGCAGCGACAUCAAGGACCUGACUGUGUGUGAACCGCCCAAACCAACAUGCUCUCUUCCUCAGGACCCUGCCAUCGUCCAGUCGUCCAUGAGCUCUAGCUCUUCGUCUUCUGCCUCCGCCGCUGCCCCGACUCCGUUCCAGUCUGCUGGUUCCUAUGGCCUCUUCAACCGGGCCCCGGUUCCUGCCUAUAACCAGUUCAGCACCAGUCCCCUGGUUUCCCCUCAGUUUGGACCAGUUGGUGUUGGACGAUCAGUGGCCUCCUUGGUGAGCGACACGAUUGCAGCCUCGACCCAGUCUCAGAGCAGCGCUAUUGGCUCUGACUCGCGGUCUCUGGGUUCCCUUGUACCUCAAGGCCGGAGCAGCCCCACCUUGGAGCCUCUGCGGAAGAGCCCCACCCUGGAGCAGGUGAUCCAGGCGGCCCCGUCAGCCCCGACUGCCGCCACCACAGCUCCGGCCCCUGGCCUCGGACGCAGGAGCCCCACCCACGGUCGCACGGCCCCCUCCAGCGCCAGCCAGAAGGUCCAGCACCAGGAUGGCGUGGACAUAAGGAGGGGUGAGACUGUCAGGGGAGGCCGCAGCAGCAACCAGGGCUGGUCUGCACCCCGAACCAUCUCCGCCUCUCACAUCACUGCUGUAGAUAGGGCUUCCACUACAGGGCUUACCCACUCUAUCUUUAGCCACUCAGGUGCUGCCGGUGCACCGGCAACCCGGCGUGGGCGAGGCGGCGGACACCGUGGCAGAGGACGCUUCAACGUUCGCCGAGAUGGACCCAUGAAGUUUGAGAAAGACUUUGACUUUGAGAGUGCCAACGCCCAGUUCAACAAGGAGGAGAUUGACAGAGAGUUUCAGAGCAAGCUGAAGUUGAAAGAUGAAAAGACUGAGAAGUCUGAGAAAGCGGUGAACGGAGAGGAUAAGGGCGACUCCGGUGUCGAAACCCAGAACAGCGAGGGCAACGCUGACGAAGAGUGUGACCCGCUUGGCCCCAACUGCUACUACGACAAGUCCAAGUCUUUCUUCGACAACAUCUCCUGUGAUGACACCAGGAAAGCAAACGACAAGUCUGGAGGCUCAGGUUUUCUGAGGGAGCGAAGGCAGACCUGGGCAGAGGAGAGGAGGAUGAACGCCGAGACCUUCGGCAUCCCUCUUCGUCAGGGCCGAGGACGCGGGGGUUACCGUGGACGUGGUGGUAUGGGCUUCCGAGGAGGUCGGGGUCGUUCGGCCAGCCGAGGCUCCUUCGGGCCGCCUCAGGGCAGCGGCGGCGCCUUCAGGGGAGGAUACAGAGGAAACCAGGCUGGCCGGGAGUUUGCCGACUUAUCUGCAUACAGGAAGGACAACAAAGUGGCUGCGUAGUCUCAGUGGGAGGAAGAUUGUACACAAAAGGUGGAACUUGUUCACGCUUCAAUGGAAAACAAAUAGUUUGAGUUGCUAUAAAUAAUGAAGAUUGUCUUCUAGUUGUGUAUUUGUCACCAGCACUGGGGUAGAUUGCUUGAAUACAACGAUGGAAACGGCAAAAACAACGACACAGUUUCUGAGAAAAACAUUUUUAAAAAAAAGUCCAAAUCUCUUCAAAAAACAACUUCCAGGUGGCUGAAAUAAUUCUCAUAUUUCAGAGGAAUGUUUUCAGUGAACGAUCUUCCCGGCUCCUUUCCCAAACCCGUAUCUGAUAUUUUGUUAGCUGUCCAGGAUUGUCCACAGAGUUGUAUGACUUAGCUUUAUUUGGAGGGUGGGGGUUCAGUCUAUCCUACGUACCUUCAGCACCAAAAGGGUCUCAGCCACACCUUUCUAACAUGUAUUUUUCUACUGUUCCAUAGACUUCGAUGCUGUUAUGUAGUCACCCGCUCGCCGUCACGUCUCCCGCCCGUCUUCAGUCUCGGUGCUCGUGGUUCUUUCACCUGAAUCUCUCACUUUUCAACUUGCGUAGCUUUCUUCCUCAGUUGGUCUCAUAGCGUUUCCUCAUGUUAACCGUGUAGACGAGCUUUCUUCAGUAGACGUCAUGUUUUAACAUUAGAGUAGGGAGCUGGUGGUAGACGUCGACAUGAGUGCUCGACUGAAUUUCGUGGUAGUGUUUCCCCCUGGUCCACGAGUUUGACUCGGUCUGGGACGCACAUGGAUCAUAGGACAGAUUUCAGUCACUUUUUUUCCUUUUUUUUUUUUUUUUUUUUAAAAUAUUUUUCACUUCUGAUUUACUUCAUUCGUGAAUGGCUGUCUCUUAAAGAUGCUGCAGUUUGCCUCAGCUGGAGCUGGAGUUGAAUCCACUCAGAUGAGCCCUAAAAUCUUAACUCACUUAAAGCUUUCUGGCAGAUGGGUGUGGAAGAUUCAAAAUGCCUGAAGUAAAUCCAAAAAAAAAGGAAAAAAGAAAAUCAAGUUAUGUGAAGAACAACACACGAUUUCAUUUGCAUUUGCCAUCGUAAUUCAGUUAAUAGUAAAGUUCUUCUAUUUGUCUAUAGUAACUCAGACAUUAGUUUUUCAUUGUGAGUUUUCCACAUAAAAAUAAAAUCACAACAGAAAAAGUCAUAGACCUGCCAGCAUUAAACCCAAAGCACCGGCGUUCGUUUUCAUGAGAUCAGGAGCAGCUUUUUCUGUUGGAGAUGGAAAAACUGAACCGAUGCACCCAAGAAGACUUAAUUCAGUACAAGUGAUCGAUUAUUAAUGAUCAGUGAGACCAAUAAUCAAUAUUUAGAGCUGAUACACAUUUGCAAUAACAGUAAAAAGUGUCAUAAGUUAUUUUACUUAAGUACUAUACUUAAGUACAGUUUUGAGGUUGCUGUACUUUACUUGAAUAUUUCCAUUUUCUGUUGCUUCACACUUUCACUCCAUAACAUUUUAGAGCACAUAUUGUACUUAAUUGCAUUUGACAGCUUUAUUUACUGUGCAUUCAGAUUAUCAGUACAAAGUAUAUCUAAUAUUGUUAACAAUAAUUUUUUUAAAUGACUUAUUUGAUCAGAAAUCAGAUCAACAAAAAAACAUGAAAAAUGCUAAACAUUGGAUCCGUUAAUCAUCCAGGCUGAUAAUCGGUCAGAAUUUCGUACUUCAUAGUCCUGCCUGAAUUUUAACGUUUUUGUGUCCUGAUUCAGUUUUAAUUUGGAAAAUUCACAUAACAGCCAAAAAGAAAACAAAUUUAAAAGGUCAAAAUGUUUUUAAUGGAAUUAUGACCGUAAAUUCAUACGCGAAGUGAAUUCAUUCUGUUUCUUUGUCUGACUUGUUUUUAUUCAGACAUUUUCAAUCUUCCAUAGCAGCUUUGUAUUGCAGAUGUUAUCACUCGUUCAUGUGGUGUGUGUGUGUGUGUGUUUUCAGCUGUUUAUGUGGCUGCUUCAUGAAACACACUAAUUUAAAAAUGCACACACGAGUCGCACUUGUUACAGUAAAUCUCACUUUGUAAACGACAAAAUCAACCUGAUGCCACUAACGUCCCUCAGCACUACACGGUGGUUGACAGCCCGCUAACGCUACAGGAAGUGAUGUCGGCCAUUAAUGAAAAGAGUAGGAAAAGGAGCUAGCUGUCUGCGUGUAGCAACAUCAGCAGAGUUUUCUGGCAAUACACGAACUUCUGGGCCGCGUUUGAUGAGUUCUGACCGAAUAAUCUGACGCCAUCCUCGCCUAGCGUGGUUUACAUACUUAAACUCGUUUGAUCUAAUUUGGCAGCAAAGAUUUGAUAUGAAAUAAUAUUUUCUGGUUGUCCUCAGCUAACUGAGAUUGUUGUGACGACCACUAGCUGCCCUGAACUGGUUAAAAAUGAUGCUGGACUUCAAUAUUCUGUACAGACUGGGGUCAGACACUGUCAGCAACGACAGCUUUUUCACGUCGUGGGAGAAAAGUAGGAAAAAUUUACUUUCAUUUGCUUCCGGAACUUGUAGCAGUUUAAAAUGUAUGAAAGUUAAAUGCUAAUCUUUUUGACUGAGGUCUGUUUCCGUAAAGUUGUUUUUAAACGAUGUCUCCUUCUUGGCUUUGACUCCAGAACGAAAAUGUCCCCCAAAUUAUUGGGAAUAGAUGUCAGCCUGACAUGCAGAGCUACCUUUAAAGUACUUAACUGUGCUCAGGAAAUGUAGAAAAAUUUUUUUUUUUUUUUUUUUCCUUGAUUCGCCUUAAUGUUAGAGAAUAACUGCUAAUGUCACCUCGAAGACUAGACAGAUGGAAACAAGAGAUUUGAGACUUUGUUGUCGAGUAUUGCACACUGCUGUCGUGGAAUUUGAGUGCACGUGACUCUUAAAAAUCUUGAUGAAUGGAAUUGAACUUCACAAUGUUUCCUCACCGUUGUAGAAGCUAUUCCUUUGCAUUAAGGCACUAAAACCACUUGUAUAACCCAUGUGAUAGUUUUUGGGAGCUUUGGAUGCAGCAGAAAAACCUGCAGUUCAUUUAAAUUCAAACUCUAAUCAAGUAGGUGUUGUAUGAUGUGCUGUGAAAGUAAAGUCCUUCAUGGAAAAAAUGAAAUAUUUCCUUAUUUUGGAGAAGGCGGAAAGUGAUUAUGAGAUUGGAAAAAGCUCCCAUUUUCAGUCAUUAGAACACAAACAAAUUUAAAUUGAAACCACAAACCAAAUUGUGAGAUUGAAAAUUAUGGAGCUGCCACAGAAAAACUAAAAGCAAAACUUGGAAGAAUCUGAUCCAAAUCAGCAACCUAUCGUUUAAAGACGUAAGAAGAGUAAGAAAAUAUGAUGUUUAAUUGGCAAACAUAAUAAACAUUUUUUUUAACCCAAAGCAGGUCUGAAGCUGCUGCAGUCGGACACUUUAGUUCGGGGUUGUUGUAGUCCAACACGCCUGAAAAUUUCAGACUUUUCUUGUGUCUAAACUGAUUCGGUACCUGAUCCAGGACAGAAAUCCGCUCCUGUUUGGUUCUUUACCAAAUUUCAGAAGGUUGUUCAGGGGGAACUGAUUCAGUCACAGCAGUGGUUCUUAACUCCUCAGAGCUGUAAGACAAAGAAGGUCUGCAUUAAGAAGACUUGUGUUCAAACAAAUCAAAUGUUAACAAAAGCCUCAGGCAGAGAACCAGCCAGGGUCCAGCCCCUCAGAGGACCUGAGAGGUCCCAGCUGUCUCUCUGCUCAUUGUGUUAGUAAUGCUGUACACACCAGUAAAGCAUAUGUGCUGAAAAGACGAGGCUUACGGGAAUAGUGCAGCACGUAGUGAAAUUGCUAUAUUCUCAGUUCGAUGUUCAGAUUGACGCCACUCUGCACACUAAAUGUAAAGCUCCAGUUUGUUAGCUUAGCAGUAAGACUGGAACAGAGUCCAGGAGUCAGAGUGUAAAAACUGUUACCUUUGGACAGUCAGGCUGGCUUUGUUCCACUCUAUGCUAAGCUAAGCUCAGCUAAGCAGCUGCUUGCUGUAGCUUCAUAAAUAAAUGCAUUCAGUGCACAAAGUGAAAAUUGCACCUGUUGACCAAGUUUAAGGUCCAUUUCAGGUUCCUCUGAGGCCAAGUUAAGAACUGCUGAGAUGUGAGUGUGUUUGGAAGGAUGUUGGGGUGGGAGAGGGCGAAUGUGACCGGUGUUGUAUACAAAUGCACACAACACUACAUGAUGCUCGUAUGUGUCAGUCGCCACAAAAUUGGGUGGGAAAAGAUUUUUUUUUUUUUUUUUUUUUUCCAUAAAGGUUGUUGAUGCAAUAACUGAAGCGAGUGUUGGCGGUUUGAGCAUCAGGACGUGGAGAGCAGGCUCGCCGAGGUCGUGCUUGCUUUUCGCGUCCGGCUUCCUUUAACACUCUGGAGUCACAGCCACAUGUUUUGUCUUUGAACCCAGCAUGGCGUCCUCCUCUGUGGGCCUCAGUGGACUGGGGUUUUUAUUAAGAGCAAAUAAUAAACUGUUGUUCAUUA